AACUGCGAAUCGGCUCUCAUCGUUCACUUACAAGAGCCGUUCAAAAGACCGACUCGUUCGCGAACGUCACAUCUCUAGAACGGAGGCCAGUUCAAACGUUGGGAUACUGCUGCACAAAUAACAGGGUGAUAAAUGGAGGUUAAAAAACAACAAGAUGAAAUGAAAACCAAAUUACUCCACCAGUUUACAACGGCUAACUAUACCACAAAUACAACUAACUACUCUCCGCCACAACCACAACUAGCUAGUAACAUUUUCUCUACAACUUCAAGGAUUCUCACACUAACGCUAGCCACAUCUGCUUGGACACAAACAGGAGAGCAGGAGACGGAAGUCUGGUCUUGAUCUUUUCAAAAAUGGACAGGAAGUGCCAAGAAGAAGGCGGAGGACCCAGUCCAGACUUGGACUUGUGACUUGCAUGCAUCUUUUAUGCAACACCACAGACUAAAACCCUGCUCGGCUUCAAAAGAGCGGAUGUGAGGCUUGUUUGUGUGCGCAGCAGGUUCAGACAUAAUCAACUGAGGGUUAUUUGUAUGCUUGUGUCAGUGUGUGUUUGUGUGCAUGUGUGUGAAGGCACAGCUCUCUGACAGCGGUAUAUACCCAGUCUAACACAGUGGUGUGUCUUUCCCUCCCACAAGACUUGACUUAAAACCUCACAAGCUGGCUGAUCAUAUGAUGUUGCUUUAAGGAGCCUGGAGGGGGAAGUACAAACUUGCUUUUGUUACGUGUCACCAAAAGUCUGCUACUCUGCAAAUCUGUCCUGCCACACCAAGAAGCUAAAAAAUGAGAAGUGUGGUCUAAAAUAGAAAAAUAGAAACAUAACUCUUCUCCAAGCUGGACCAUUUCUGCAUUCAGAGGGAUGUGUGGAUGGAGUGUGUAGCCUCCUUCAGGGUCUCAAAUUUGAAGGAUUUCACAAAAUGAGCAUCCUUCAAACAGCGAAGGAGGACGUUUCAUAGCAAGACAACACUCACAUCUACAAAACUUCCACCACAGCAAAGGGCCUGACUAAUGGAGGAGGAAAACUUCUGCCUCUCUACGCCAGAUGUUACAGAUUCAGCCCUUCAACAGGACUCGUGGACCUCUGUAGGGCACCACUGCGUCAAUGGAGGACAGCAGGGCGCCGAGAGGGACGGGGCAGAGGUUGAGAUAAACCAGGAACAUGACACAGAUCAGAUUUGUCAGUCCCUGAGGGCUGACAGAGACUCUCCUGAGGAGGAAGAGCCGUGGGAGCAAAUCAUAUGGCCAACGGUGCGCCCAAUGACCUGCACCAGUCCUCAGAUGUCUUUUGCCACAGUGCAGUGGGACAUGCCCGACCCAUUUGCAGAGACGCCUUCGCCUGUGAGUCACAGCAGCUUGGCCAAUGAGCUGGACUAUGUUGGCGUGACGAGCGUAGGCACCACUUCCCCAUUGCUUCACCCGUCCGAAGACGUAGAUGGAGAGAAAUUCAGGGAGGAGGACGGAGAGGAGGACAAGGGGUUUGAUUCUGAGCUUCUGAACGGGAACUGCUUUGAGCCAUGUGAUGCUACUCAUGUGCAAGAGCCGGCGACACAGGAAGAGGAAGAUUCAACCCAAGAGCUGUUAGGCAGCAGCAACGAAAAUGUUGAAGAAAUCCCUCUGAGGACAGACUCAAAAGAAGAAGAAGUAGAGGAGGAGGAGGAGGAGGAGGAGGAGGAGGAGGAGGGCGAGUCUUUUAGCUCAGAUCCAGUUGUGUCUUUGGUAAUAGUCAAAACUCUUCAAGAGGUGGAAGACUCAGAAGACGAGGAGGACUGUUUUGUAGAUUUAAACCUAGAAGAGGAACAGGAUGAUCCCUUAGUUCUGCUGACGAGACAGGGAGACUCAGAGGAAGAGCAGACUUCGUUAAAUGGCACUGAGGCUGAAGAGAAGGACGAGGAAGGAGCUGAGGUAGAAGAGGACGAGGAGCGAGGCCAGGUAGAGGAAGAAGAGAGUGCUGAAGAAAGUAGAGCAGCAGAGGCUGACAUCUGUCUGAGUCACGUGGAGAUUACUGCAGAGCCACAACAAUCUGACGGAACUGGACCGACUCUAAACACAGAUAAGCUAUUUGAUCCAGAGCAGCCAGAGUGCUCAGAGGACACGAGGCAAUCCAGGGAGGAAGAGGACGUAGAGCUACAAGAGGAAGGUCCAAGAGCACAGACUGAAGAGGUAGAAAUGUGCGAAGAUGUAGAUCAGAACCUGGACCCUGAACAAUCAGAGGCUGCAGAUAACAUUGAAGAACCGUCGAUUCAGGUGGUAGAUGAUGCAGAGAGGGCGGAAGACUCACAAGAGAUACUAGAGCUGACCGAAAAACUGCAGGAGACGAGUUGUUCAGAGCAUCAAGAGAGUGAAAGAAGAACCUCACAAGACUCAGAGACGUCAGAGUGUGAGCAGCUUCAGACGAUCCAAGAAGAGGAGCCAAACUCUGAUGAGCAGGUAGAGCAGUCAGAGCAACCGGAGCAGUCACCGAUGGAAUCAGCAGACGAGUCAACCCCGACUGAAGACGCAGACCCGUCAGGAGAGUCCACUCUGUCAGAGCAGACAGUUAGCGUCGAAGCCCAAGACCCCAGAGCAGCAGAGCAGCAGGAACAGACGGAGCCACCCGAGCAGAAUGAGCAGCAAACGUCCAACGAGCAGCUUGUGCAGCCGGAGAAGAUGGACGAGCCUGAAGUGACAGGGCAGCUGUCGCCCGAGACCGAGGUCGUGCAGCAGACAGCGGAGGCAGAGUUCAGUCAGGCUGAGACGUCACAUCAGGCUGAUGAAGGGGAAGGUGUGAAAGAUACAAACCUGCAAACUGUUGUCUCAAAUGGAGUGCAACACAAACCCACAGACACAGCAGUGCCUCUUAUGAACGGAGGGGAGGUGGACAGGGAGGCAGCCCGCCGCCUCGCUGAGCGGCUGUUUAAGUUGGACGGGAUCCAGCGUGUCGAGGUGGUGAAGCACUUAGACAAAGAUAACGACUUCAGUCGAGCUGUCGGCGAGGAAUACCUCAAAUUCUUCGACUUCACCGGGCAAACUCUGGAUCAUGCCCUGAGAUCUUUCCUUAAGGUGGUGGUGCUGAUAGGAGAGACUCAGGAGAGGGAGCGUGUGCUGCAGCAGUUCGCCUGCCGCUUCCAUGAGUGCAACCCAGACUCCUUCUCCUCCUCAGGGUCUGUGUUGGCUCUCACAUGCGCCGUGAUGCUUCUCAACACUGACCUGCACGGACAGAAUGUAGGAAAAUCCAUGUCCUCCCCUAAGUUUGUGGUCAAUCUGGAUGGGAUGAAUGAAGGAGAAAACUUCAACAAGGAUUUCUUAAAAAGUCUUUACAACUCCAUAAAGAGUGAAGCGCUGGAGUGGGCCGUUGAUGAGGAGGAGUUGAAGGGCUCAGUGUUGUUGGAUGAAGAUGCAGAUGAAGUGAUGCUUCGUUCAAAGGCCAACCCUUUUCAGGAUGUUCCUCACAACAAGACAGCCACCGUGGUCAAACAAGGGUUUCUGCAGAGAAAGCUCCACGCGGACAUCGACGGCAAACGCACUCCCUGGGGGAAAAGACGCUGGAAGACUUUCUAUGGCGUGCUGAGGGGAAUGGUCCUUUACUUACAGAAGGAUGAUUACAGAAGGGAUCAGCCGACGAACGAGGACGUGGUGAGCCUGCAUCACUCUCUGGCCGAUCAGGCGGCCGACUACACCAAGAAGCCACAUGUGCUCCGCCUGCAGACAGCCGACUGGAGGGUGUUCCUCUUCCAGGCCUCAUCCAGAGCAGAGAUGAAUUCAUGGAUCAGCCGCAUCAACCUAGUGUCGGCUCUUCACUCCUCGCCUCCGUUCCCCGCUGCUGUCGGCUCUCAGAGGAGGUUCUGCAGGCCGAUCCUCCCCGCCUCCCAGUCUGCACACACUCUGGAAAGUCAGCUGCAGUCUCAUGCAAAAAUGCUGGAGUCCUUUAAGACUGACUUGUCGCACCUGCAGCAGAACCUUCCUGAGGGAAAGAAAGUCAAAGCCAAGGAGCUGGAGGAGCAGCGAGUCAGAGCAGAGUACCUGGCUCACGAGAUGAGUCGCUAUGAGAUCUACAUUCAGGUUCUGGAGGCCUGGAAGAAAGUCAAAACGACAGACGACGACACGUUGACCACCGCAGAUCUGAACCUGUUCGAUAAAGCUGUGUGCGACGACACUGUGGGAGAGGAGGAAGGUGCCCUGAAGAAGUCCUACUCCAGCCCCUCUCUGGAGCUGGAGAUGGCUCCCCCGUCGGUGAUCAAAGUCAGACGCAACAUUUCAGAAAGACGGACUUAUCGCAGGACCAUCAUUCCCCGGUGGAAUAAAGAAUCCUGAGAGACUCGGAGGUAACACGACCCAUUAAAGAACAUUUGAAACCACAGAUUCAAACAUGUCUUCUGUGAGCUGACAGGACUUCACCUGAUGAAGAGAAACAACAAUAUCCUAUCUUAAAACUUCUUAAACUCGCUUUUAUGUGUCUGAAUUGCCUUUUGCACUUUUAUGAAGUAAACCUCAGGGAAUCUCCGCCCCUCUCUGGAAGGAGGAAGUGGAUUCAUUUGUUGUGACACAAAAUAUCUGGACCUUUAUCUGGAUCUUUGUUCAAACUUUGUUCUUUUUAGGACUCAAAAGGUACAAAUUUAUUCUCAAUUCUUGUUUGACUUUGUGCAAAAAAGUGUCAUUAAAAAUACGACCACUAGAGGGUACUGUAACACAGCACAUAUCUGAGUGAGCAGAGGGAGCAGGACGUGCUGACUGUUUUUUUGAGGAAUUCUAUUUGCACUUUUAUCGUUUUUUUAUACGUGUGUAGAUAAAACAUUGACUUGUUUUCUGUGAGUGUUCAUGAUGUUAGUGUUACUGUUACAUUUUUUUCUUACAUGACGACUUAAGUUCUUAUAUAUGACAGUUUUUGUUCUCACUGUGGGGAAAAAAAUGUUGCUCCUGCUGUAUUCGUUCAGAUCAGCUGUUCAAACUUUUAAUUUGAAGGGCUGGGAUUUUGUUUGUGCUCUUAGAUUCAGGUAAACAAGCCAUUCAGUAUUUGCUGAAGUUGAGUUUUAUUAAAUUAAUGUCAAAUACAAAGUUUUCCUUAAAGAUGUAAUGCUCAUAUAUGUGAAAUGUAACAAAGGAUGAAGAAGUUAAAUGUGUCAACAAAGAAAUUUCAAUUUUAAAA
Notolabrus celidotus (New Zealand spotty) is the source of this 5122-nucleotide messenger RNA. Its product is annotated as PH and SEC7 domain-containing protein 4. The transcript is spliced from 18 exons. The coding region runs from base 1009 to 4290 and encodes 1093 amino acids. NCBI's taxonomy places the organism in Eukaryota, Metazoa, Chordata, Actinopteri, Labriformes, Labridae. Gene Ontology annotation, biological process: regulation of ARF protein signal transduction. The record is from RefSeq and is a predicted model, not a curated record. Gene Ontology annotation, molecular function: phospholipid binding; protein binding; guanyl-nucleotide exchange factor activity.